This is a messenger RNA of Fusarium keratoplasticum, 1962 nucleotides long. Its product is annotated as HET domain-containing protein. The coding region runs from base 1 to 1962 and encodes 653 amino acids. The transcript is spliced from 2 exons. Lineage: Eukaryota; Fungi; Ascomycota; Sordariomycetes; Hypocreales; Nectriaceae. The record is from RefSeq and is a predicted model, not a curated record.
AUGACAAGCCCUUAUCGGCGCAUUCAAAGCGCAGCCGGAGAUAUCAGGAUCUUGAUAGUCCAACCCGGCCAGCUUCAAGAUCCAUUAACAUGUCACCUCGAGGUUGCCCGCCUCUCACUCGACCAGGGAUCCAAGCCCGAGAAUCCUCCAAGCUACGAAGCAAUUUCAUACUGUUGGGGCGAUCCAACUCCUUGCAAGCCAUGCGAUCUGGACGGUAUCAGCGUCAAGAUCCCUGUCAGCGCAUCAGAAGUCAUCCAUCGUUUCCGCCUCCCCGAUGCUCCCCGAAGGAUAUGGAUAGAUGCCCUCUGUAUCAACCAGCAAGAUAUCACCGAGCGCGGAGAGCAGGUAUCCCUCAUGGGUGCCGUGUACUCGCAGUGUACUCGAUGUUUAAUCUGGCUGGGUCCUGACACUGACAACACGGCCAAGACGGCUUUUGACACAGUGGAUAAAGUGUGCCAUGCCGCGAGGGAGGCUGAUCGAGAGUCCAAGGAUCCCAUGGUUGAGAUGCUAUCCAUGCUAUCGUCGACGAGCUUCACCCGUUCAGUCUUUAACGCGUCGUUUGAACAGAGACUCAAAGGAGAGAGAGGGGAGCCUGUAUUCAACCUCGAGGAUACGCAGCAAGACCUGUUCCGGCUUUUGCGGCGACCAUGGUUCCAGAGGAAAUGGGUCUUUCAAGAAGCAGUCUUGGCCCCAGAGUCAACAGUCUUCUGUGGCACCGAAACAAGGCCUCUAUCCUCCAUCCUCGAAGCAGGCCAUAGUCUGUACCGGCAUCUUGCAUGGUCUCACACUCGAGAGGAAUUCUUGAUGAUCCGAGACCUUCACCUGCUGUGGAGCUAUUUCUCCCCGGAAACAAAUGACGAGCUUCCCGUGGAUUCGAGAACCCUAGUCGCCUUGCUCGCCUUUCUGAGGACAAAGUUUUCCACGGACCCGAAAGACGCCGUGUUCUCAGUCCUUGGCUUGGUAAAGAGGAACGAGAAAACCAACGACUCCUUCCAAGGUCUGUUCAAGGCAGAUUAUCGGCGCUCCCUCAGUGACAUCCUCGCCUCAGCGACGAAAUACGCCAUCAUCGAAACACAGACACUCGAUGUGCUCAGAUUCGUCCGGCCAAGACUAAACGAAGACGUGGAAACCUCCCAAAUCCCGUCUUGGGUUCCCAGAUGGCAUCUUCGGCAUGAGGAUAUAGACAUGGGUGUCAACAGGAUGAGCCCUAACGGGGAGUUUGAUUCCAAUACCAAACUCGAGCUAAUCGAUCCUCUCGACGUUACUUUUCUCAAGUGUCGAGGAGAGAUGAUCGACGAUAUAUGUUACCGGUUUGAUGCACCCAGCAAAGAUGUGGUUAAGGAUGCAUCGGCGCUGGCAACCUUUUUCAAGAGCAUGCGAUCUCUUCUCCGUCGAGAUAUCCUCAGUCAGGUUUUUGAGAGCACGGCGAUCGAUGACACCCAAGCUAGGCGCAUACGCAAUGCUAUCUUGCCUAACCAAAUGUACUCGGCAGAUGAAGAGUCGGCGGUGAUAUCGUCGACACUGAUGAUGGGCCGCCAAUAUCCCAUGCAAGAGUACAGAGGCGAAGAGACCAGUGAUUUUGUGCUUCUUGAAAAGUACCUCGACGAACCCGGACUUGUGCUUCCAACUUUGCCAGACGACGAAGUUAUACCAACAUCAACAUUCAAAGAUCGAUCGCCCGGCGAACAAGCAUUUGUAAGAUUCGCAAUGGUCAUGCGCCUCGCCUUACAUCAUCGAGCCUUCUUCACAACGAGCCGCGGGCUGAUAGGCAUUGGACCGACUACAAUGGAGGUCUGUGAUGUCGUUGUGAUGCUACAUGGGUUUUCUUCGCCUGUUGUGCUUCGACCCAAGGGAGAUGGGUAUGAGUUUCUUGAAAGCUGUUAUGUGCAUGGGUUGAUGGGGGGUCGGGAUGAAUGGCCAGCUGGAGUCGUGGCGAAAGAGGAGAUCAUUUCAAUUCUAUAG